This is a messenger RNA of Malassezia vespertilionis, 1482 nucleotides long. RefSeq lists its product as uncharacterized. The coding region runs from base 1 to 1482 and encodes 493 amino acids. Lineage: Eukaryota; Fungi; Basidiomycota; Malasseziomycetes; Malasseziales; Malasseziaceae. Gene Ontology annotation, cellular component: nucleus; chromosome, centromeric region. Gene Ontology annotation, biological process: meiotic chromosome segregation. The transcript has a single exon. The record is from RefSeq and is a predicted model, not a curated record.
AUGCGCAUCCGCGAGCUGGAGGCGCAUGUUUUAGCGCUUGAGCAGGAGCGUGCAGAGCAUGUGCUUGCUGCGGGGCAUUGUACGGCCAAGGUGCGCCGGCUAGAGUAUGCGCUGGAAUGUGUGCGUGUCGGCUGGGAUACGAUGGCGCAUGGACUUGCAGAGUCGGGGAUUGCAGCGACGCAGAGCGUGGCGUCUGUAUCCCUCGCGCAGCCGCCAGCGCACAGCGACCAUAGUGUACGGAUCACGCUCCCGGAGCAAGUGGCAGGGAUGAGCAGCCGCGCGCAUGUGGCAAAGAGCACGCAGCUGCCUUUUGACGGGAUCCGCGAGGAGGAAGAGGACAGCGAGGCACAUGCGCGCGUUGCAUCGCCGCUGCGUGGUGAUGUGUGUCCUGCGUCGGUGACACGUCGAAGGAAGAGCCAGCGGUACAGCAGGCAGGGGAUAGAGCCUAAUGCGGUCCAUGCACAGGAAGAAAUGGAGAGCGCAAACACCCACACUACUUUGGAUACGGCGCCCGUAGCCGACGAUGCACGCCGCGAGACGUUAGACGUAUCGACGCAGUCGCAUGCCGAGCCUGAAGCACCCAGCACGCCAACGACCGUGCGCCAGCCGAGGAAACGUGCGCGAAGUAGCCGAGUGUCGAUUGCUGCUGAACUGGGGCACGAUGUGUUUGACGAGCUUCCGGACCGCUCUAGGCGGGCGCGCAAGAGUGUGAAUUAUGCACUGCCGAAACUGAAUACCAAGAUGCGCAAGCCUGUGGAAGAACUGCUGGAAGACGAGCCGCCUGUAACGCCGGAUGUGGGAGUACAAGCGAAGGGUAUACGUGCAAAAGAGCCGCGAACGCUGGAGGGCAAAGAGGCAAGGGCGCAAGGUGCGGCGCGAGACGGGACGCUAGACGGGACGCUAGACGCGGCGCAAGACGCGGCGCAAGACGCGGCGCAAGGUACGUUGCAAGACGCGGCGCAAGAAAAAGAGGUCCAAACUGCAUCUCAUGAGACUGUAGCUCCCGACGCGCUCGCCGAUGCUCAUACCACCCCGCAAAUACACCUCGAACUGCCCCUCAGUACAACGCGACGCCAUUCACUCAAACGGCCCCGCAAAUCGCAUGCGUCAGCGCCGCCACCACUGCUAUACCCCGUAGCCGAUGCCGGAUCCCGCAGCGCUACGCCGCAGCCCAAGCGCCAGCUGCCACCUUCUGCACGCCUCGCAACGCCGCUAAAGUCUGCGCCGUUUGCGCCAUCCCGCGGCAAGCAGCACGCCGCGCUGCUGCAACAGCACUCUGCACAGAAAAUGCCAGGCUGGGCGAGCUCGCUCAUGAACCUUGCCUCGCCCGAUCCACCUCGGGCGGAUAAGCUGCAAAGCUGGCGGGCCUCGGAAGGCAAAGAAAACACACCUACGGCAGCGAGCCCCAACCCAUUCCUGGGCAAGCGCGGCAAGGAUGCAAGCGAUGCAAGACGCACACGGCGACGCGGCACGCUUGCGUAA